GCCUGCAUCGUUGCUGGCUGGCUGGAAGCUUAUAAAUACGAACCGCAAAAAGCGUUAUCAACUCGCAGCAUCCAAAACGCUCAGAAUUAAAUCUUCAUCGCUCUCGCACAGUGCCGAACUAAAACCCUCAACCAUGACGAUCGUACGGUACUAUUCUGCUGGUGCACUGUCCACGGCGAAAACGAACGCACUGCUGGAAUCACUGAAAGCGGUCAACCCACGUGUUCGAUCGUUGCAGACGGAGAAAUGUUUCUACGUGCAGAACAAUCGCUACCAGCAACUGCCAGCCGAUGUCGAUGCCAAGCUGCAGUGGAUUCUCAAGGAAUCGGAUACGGUGGAUCAGCUUGCCGGCAAGGCUGGACUGAUGGCCGGCCCAAACCAGGUAUUAAUUGAGAUCGGACCCCGAUUCAAUUUCUCCACCGCCAGCAGCACGAACAGUGUCGGUAUCUGUCACAAUUUGGGACUGGAUUUUAUCGAACGCAUCGAAGUGUCCACCCGCUAUCUGGUCGGCUUAGAUGGACCGGUUGGCAAGGAUGAGAUGGGAAUUGUUUCCUCCCUACUGCCAACGCUUCACGAUCCCAUGACCCAAUGCCAAUACACGGAACGGAACAUUCCAGUGAACGAUUUCUACGAGACGGUAUCACGAUCGAAAGAGGAUUGGUAUUUUGUUCCACUGCUGGAGCAGGGUCGUCGGGCGUUGGAAGAGAUAAAUGUGAAAAAUGGUCUCGCCUUUGACGAAUGGGAUCUGGAGUACUACACCAACCUGUUCGUUAAGGUGCUCAAGCGUAACCCAACGAAUGUGGAACUGUUCGAUUGUGCGCAGUGUAACAGCGAACACUCGCGGCACUGGUUCUUUAAGGGUAAAAUUACGGUCGAUGGAAAGCCGAAAAAACAAUCACUGAUCGAAAUGAUCUGUGAUACGCAGCGUCAUACGAAUCCGAACAAUACGGUCAAAUUUAGUGACAACAGUAGCGCGAUCAAAGGCUAUCAAUAUACGGCGCUACGUGCGUCCUGCUUCGACGGGCCCGGCAAGUUUGUACAGCGCGCAGUCGAGUCGGAUUUGAUCUUUACGGCCGAAACGCACAACAUGCCGACGGCAGUAUCACCGUUCAGUGGAGCAACCACUGGCACUGGUGGCCGUUUGCGCGAUGUCCAGAGCAUUGGUCGUGGUGGAUUGCCAAUUGCCGGUACGGCGGGUUACUGUGUGGGUAUGCUCAACAUUCCUGGACAGAAGCUACCGUACGAGAGUGAACAGGACUAUCCGGGAUCAUUCGCACGACCGCUGAAGGUACUGAUCGAAGCGAGCGAUGGUGCGUCCGAUUAUGGUAACAAGUUCGGUGAACCGGUGAUCUGUGGAUUUGCCAUUUCUUACGGCACGGUGCAGGCGGACGGGCGGCGAAAGGAGUACGUGAAACCGAUCAUGUUUAGUGGUGGUGUCGGUACGAUGGAUUCGGUGCUGGUGGACAAGAAGGAUCCCAAGAAGGGCAUGUUACUGGCUAAGAUCGGUGGUCCAGUGUACCGUAUCGGAGUGGGUGGCGGUGCGGCCAGCUCAGUUGAGGUGCAGGGCGACAGCACAAACACGGAACUAGACUUCAAUGCCGUUCAGCGAGGCGAUGCAGAGAUGGAAAACAAGCUGAACCGCGUAGUUCGUGCUUGUAUCGAGUUGGGCGAUCGUAAUCCGAUCCUGGCCAUUCACGACCAAGGUGCCGGUGGUAACUGUAACGUGUUGAAGGAAUUAGUCGAGCCGGGUUGUGCCGGUGCCGUGAUCUUCUCCAAGACGUUUCAACUCGGUGAUCCAACCAUCUCAACGUUGGAACUGUGGGGUGCCGAAUAUCAAGAGAAUAAUGCCGUCCUGUUGGAUGCAAGCGAUCGUGACCUACUGCAACGCAUCUGCGAUCGUGAAAGAUGUCCAGUUUCGUUCGUGGGUCAAGUCACUGGCACUGGGUAUGUGACACUGCUGGAGGGAGAAUUCGAUGGCACUGCAGAAAAGUUUGCCGACCGUACGAAGUGUACCCGGGAGCUUUCGCACGUACCGUUCGAUAUGCAUCUCGAUCACGUACUUGGCAAAAUGCCACAGAAAGAAUUCCAUCUGCAGCACAUGAAGGAAAAGUUGGAUGAGUUCCAGCUUUCGGCAAAUGUGAAGCUGGCCGAAGCGCUGAAUCUAGUCCUUUCUGCUGCUACCGUAGGAAGCAAACGCUACCUAACGAACAAGGUCGAUCGCUCGGUGACGGGAUUAAUUGCCCAACAGCAGUGCGUUGGACCGCUGCACACACCGUUGGCCGACUUUGGGCUGGUCGCUGUGUCACACUUUGCGCGCGAAGGCAUUGCAACGUCAAUCGGUGCACAACCGAUCAAGGGUUUGGUCGAUCCAGCCAAGGCGGCUCGAAUGACGGUAGCGGAAGCACUUUCCAACCUGGUGUUCGUUGGCAUCAGUGAGCUGGCGGAUGUGAAGUGUUCGGGCAACUGGAUGUGGGCUGCAAAGGUAGCCGGCGAGGGUGCCAAGUUGGUCGAUGCGUGUGAAGCCAUGUGUGAGCUAAUGAGCCAACUGCAGAUUGCGAUCGACGGUGGAAAGGAUUCACUAUCGAUGGCGGCACGAGUGAAUGGUGAAACGGUCGUCAGCCCUGGUACGCUCGUCGUAUCCACGUACGCUCCGUGUCCGGAUGUGACGGUGAAGGUGACGCCCGAUUUGAAGGCGGCCUCGCUAGGAACAGAUACAGCGCUGCUGUAUGUAGCGGUUGAAGGAUUGCGUUUCCGUCUGGGUGGAUCCGUAUUGGCCCAGUGUUACGGCAAGCUUGGCGGUGAAUGUCCGGAUGUGAGCAACGCCCAGACAUUGAAGAAUGCAUUCAAUGUGACCCAGGAGCUGUUGCGCAAGGGUUUGCUGCUGUCCGGACACGAUUGUAGUGAUGGAGGACUAAUCACGACCAUACUGGAGAUGGCUUUCGCCGGUUUGACGUCGGUCGAAAUUAACCUGGAACAAUUGCUUACUUCGGCCGAUGCUUCUAGCUUGGAAACAUCAGCAAUUCGAGUGCUGUUUGCGGAGGAGUGUGGCUGGGUGCUGGAAGUGCAGCAAAAGCACGCUGCUGAUGUGUUGAGCGCAUUCCGCAAGGCUGCCGUUCCAUGCUAUACUGUGGGCCGUGGUGUUGCCGUGGCUGAUCUGCAUUCACGACAGUCCGUGACGGUUCGAGCUAGUGCAAAGGUGGUACUGUUGCAGGACUGUCUGUUUAAUCUAUUCAACCGAUGGGAAUCGACCAGCUUUGAGAUUGAAAAGCUUCAGAAGGCAAAGGCAAGUGCGAUCGAGGAGUAUACCGGCAUUGAGCGCCGUACGGGACCACAGUACAGUGUUAGUUUCAACCCGGACACGGUGUAUGCCGAUCUGAAGCUGAGUGCGACCGGACCAAAAGUGGCCCUGAUUCGAGAAGAAGGAACCAACGGUGAUCGUGAGAUGGCGGCUGCCCUCUUCAGUGCCGGUUUCGAAGUGCACGAUGUGGUGAUGAACGAUCUUCUGCAGGGUCGUACCACGCUCGAUCGCUAUCGUGGUAUUGUUUUCCCUGGUGGAUUCAGCUACGCCGAUACACUCGGUUCGGCGAAGGGUUGGGCCGCUUGCAUUCAGUACAAUGGUACGAUCGCCCCACAGUUCGAGCACUUCCGUCAGCGCAAGGAUACAUUCUCGCUCGGUGUUUGCAACGGUUGCCAGCUGAUGGGGCUGAUCGGUUGGGUCGAAACGGGACUCGCAGCGGUACCAUCCGUUGCGACCGUGCCCGAGAUCGUACUGGUCGGCAAUCGGUCGGAAAAGUUCGAAAGCCGUUGGGUUACGUUGCGAGUACCGGCGAGUCGAUCGAUCAUGUUGCGCCGCUUGGCGGGAAGUGUGCUCGGAUGCUGGGUGGCACACGCUGAAGGACGGUUCUCUUACCGCACCGAUGCCAGCCGUGAUCGGCUGCAGAUGAGCCAGUGCGUUACGCUGCAGUAUGUGGACGAUGCAGGCAACCCAACCGAACUGUACCCGAUGAACCCGAACGGUAGUGAGCUGGGUAUUGCGGGCGUUUGCUCACCCGAUGGACGUCAUCUAGCCAUCAUGCCCCAUCCGGAGCGAUGCGUACAGAUGUGGCAAUGGCCGUACGUAACGAUGGACUUCCCGUACAAAAAUGCAUCUCCGUGGAUGUCGAUGUUCCAGGAAGCUUACCUGUGGUGCCAACAGUAAACAAAAAUUAAGAUUCGUAUGCUGAAACCAUUCCAGGGACGUCGUGUAGCUCGUGUAGAUAAUCCUUUUCCGGGGUUUGUGUGUUUUUUUUCUUCUGAAUUUGAUCCCAUUUUUUAUCCUAUUUAAUUGAAGUGGUUGCCUCAUAAAGCUGAAAGCUUCUUUUGCUUCUUUCACCCUUUUUUGGUACGGCUGCUCUCGUACUGUGUAUAAGUAUCUAUCUAAUGCCAUAAAACGGUAGCUCCUAGACUAAGAACCGCUAAGCCAUUGAAAUAAACGUCUUCAAGUUAAUCACAA
This is a messenger RNA of Anopheles funestus (African malaria mosquito), 4492 nucleotides long. RefSeq names its product phosphoribosylformylglycinamidine synthase (gene Pfas). Gene Ontology annotation, molecular function: phosphoribosylformylglycinamidine synthase activity. The transcript has 5 exons. The record is from RefSeq and is a predicted model, not a curated record. NCBI's taxonomy places the organism in Eukaryota, Metazoa, Arthropoda, Insecta, Diptera, Culicidae. Gene Ontology annotation, biological process: 'de novo' IMP biosynthetic process. The coding region runs from base 134 to 4198 and encodes 1354 amino acids.